AUGGAGAGUUCAUUUCUUGGCCGGCUGAAACACUUUGUAGAGAUCAUUGACCCCAGCACACUCUUUGUGUCUGAGAGACGAUUGACAGAAUGCAUUAAGCUCCUGGAUGAAUUUAAACAUGGAACACUACCACCUGGAGUUUCUGAUCUACAGCUAUGGGAAGCCCAAAAGGUCAAGCAGGCCAUUAUUCAUCCUGACACAGGAGAGAAGAUUUUCAUGCCUUUUCGAAUGUCAGGUUAUGUCCCAUUUGGAACACCAAUUGUUGUGGGCCUUCUUCUUCCAAAUCAGACUGUGGUAUCCACCAUUUUCUGGCAGUGGCUUAACCAGAGUCACAAUGCCUGUGUCAACUACUCAAACCGCAAUGCUACUAAGCCUACACCGUCAUCCACGUUUCUUCAAGGUUACUUCGGAGCUGUGACCAGUGCUGUCUCCCUUGCGGUAGGACUGAAUGUACUGAUUCAGAAAGCCAACAGGUUGAGUCCAGCAUCCCGGAUGAUAAUACAGAGACUCAUCCCUUUCCCAGCUGUGGCCAGUGCCAACAUUUGCAACGUGGGCCUCAUGAGGCACAAUGAGCUGUCGGAGGGCGUCGACGUGCUGGACGAAAAUGGGAACAUAUUGGGCUCCUCAAAGAUUGCUGCCAAACAUGCAAUUAUGGAGACGGCCUUUACCAGAGUGGUCCUCCCGAUGCCAAUCUUUGUCCUUCCUCCCAUCAUUAUGUCCUACCUAGAAAAACUUCCAUUGCUGCAGACGAAUCGGAGGCUGUUGCUGCCCAUCCACAGCCUGGUGUGUCUGGCUACCUUCAGCCUCUCCCUGCCCCUGGCCAUCAGCCUAUUCCCACAGAUGUCUCAGAUAGAGGUGUCUCAGCUUGAGCCGGAGAUUGCAAUGGCAACCGAUUGCAAGGUGGUGACCUACAACAAGGGACUGUGAUGACUGGCCCCCGAGGAGAGAGUAGAGGACAGGGCACUGAACAGCGGUGCAAAUUAGCCUCCUUUUUGACUGGCUGUAACGGACACUCCAGGUCUCUCUCUGGUGUAGGGUGAAGUUGCCCCUAGACGCUGAUCUUGGCUCAGUUUUGUAUUUUCCCACUAAUGGAUUGGGGAAGGGAAGCUUAUCCCAGAUCUGAACCUAGGAGAAACUUCACCCUGGAUCUCUGUCUCCCAUAGCCUAACAUGGUAACAGCUCCAGGCACUUUUUGCUGCAUUAAAAUAGUGUAGCAUAGAUAAUGUACUGUCUUAAUCAAUGGUUUUAAUACAACACAUUCCAUGGAUUGUGAAAAUUAUGCAAAUCAGUAAGGAUUGAGGGAGGUUAAUGGAACAAUAUCGUAGUAAUAUGUUAUGAUGAAACUUUAUAAUGUUAUGCCCAUACCAGCUAUUUCGCAAUUGGUCAUGCUGAUCAACCCAAUUGUUUACAUUUUUAAGAGAUGUUUUUAUUGUUGACCCAAAGUUGUUUUUUCUAAAGUAAAAAAUAAAAUCUAAAAUAGUUUUACAAUCACAUCAAUCAGUGUUG
This is a messenger RNA of Salvelinus namaycush (lake trout), 1506 nucleotides long. Its product is annotated as sideroflexin-5-like. Lineage: Eukaryota; Metazoa; Chordata; Actinopteri; Salmoniformes; Salmonidae. Gene Ontology annotation, molecular function: monoatomic ion transmembrane transporter activity; citrate transmembrane transporter activity. Gene Ontology annotation, biological process: mitochondrial transmembrane transport; citrate transport; monoatomic ion transport. Gene Ontology annotation, cellular component: mitochondrial inner membrane. The transcript has 14 exons. The record is from RefSeq and is a predicted model, not a curated record. Bases 1 to 927 code for a protein of 308 amino acids.